This is a messenger RNA of Meloidogyne enterolobii, 417 nucleotides long. Lineage: Eukaryota; Metazoa; Nematoda; Chromadorea; Rhabditida; Meloidogynidae. The record is from the annotation of a GenBank genome assembly.
GGCUUGUUUUAAUUGCAAUUCUUUUGAUCACACCUCUCGUGAAUGCCACCAUCCUAUAAAUAAUGGACGUAUUGCAAAAAAUCGAAAAAGUUUUAUGCAAAAAAGAGAAUCUGGUAGAUUCCACGAACAUACCCAAACAGAUGCUCUAACAGCUGGUAAAAUAAGUAGACGAUUGAGAGAAGCGUUGGGGAUUAGCGAGAGGGAUUUGCCUGAGUGGAUUUAUAGAAUGAGAGGACUUGGAUUUGUUCAUGGAUAUCCUCCUGCUUACAGAAAAUGUUUUUAAAAUGCAUUUUGGUGAAAAUGCUGAUAGAAAGCGAAAACAUGAUGAAAUUAAAGAAGAUGUAAAUUUGAGAAUUGAUCCAGAAAAGAUUAUUAAAUAUGCGGGGUUUAAUUAUGAUGAUGGCCAUUUUAGAGAUA